Molecule: messenger RNA, 1981 nt
Organism: Aspergillus ibericus CBS 121593
Lineage: Eukaryota; Fungi; Ascomycota; Eurotiomycetes; Eurotiales; Aspergillaceae
Product: Zn(II)2Cys6 transcription factor
Exons: 4
Coding region: 140-1741 (533 amino acids)
Biological process (GO): regulation of DNA-templated transcription
Molecular function (GO): DNA-binding transcription factor activity, RNA polymerase II-specific; zinc ion binding
Source: RefSeq, a predicted model, not a curated record
AAGAAAGCGGACAGUCAUAUCCAUCCUCUCGCAAACACUACCCUUUCCAGUCCACUCACCACUUUUAUGUUCCCCCGAGGUGACCUGCAUCCUCCCCUGCCUAUACCUGUCACCUUUCUCCGCUAUCCCCCGCUUAAGCAUGGUGUUCCCGGGGAGGCUUAGCACCGGGUGCUAUGUAUGCCGUAGGCGUAAAGUCAAGUGUGAUGGAGCCCGACCGGCAUGCCAACGUUGCAUCGCACAGCAAAGGCAGUGCACAGGGUAUCCGGAUGCAUUUGCGUUCCGUCAAUACAAAGCCACCAAGGACCCUCAGCCUGGGAAGGUAGCAAUCCGGAAACGAGCGAAAAAGCCUGCGCAGAGCGAUCAGUCCGCAAGUGGUCCGACCUCACCGUCGCUGAUCGAACAAGGGGAAGCAGGUACACGUCUCGUUCUUACCAACUCUUCCCCCAGGGCACCUAGCCCUCCGGCCGCCAUAACGCCCUGUCUGGAGUGGCAAUCACUGUGUUAUUUCUUCCAUCAACAUGUUUUGCCUACUCAAAAGUCCCCUUGUGAAGGUCAUCUGGAGUUUCUCCCGGAGCUUUUCCAGGAGAAAGGCAACGACCCUUGCCUGAGACACGCUCUCCUCAGCGUAUCCUACCUAUCCCUCUAUAAUACGGCUCGAUUAAAUGAACUUUAUGUCAACGCCCGAAAGCAUUAUGGGAUUGCGUUGAAGUCGCUUACCACAGCGCUCAACGGCACGGAGACGUCGAGUCAAGACGAGACCUUUGCGGCAGCACUCUUCUUGAGCAUGUUCAUUGACCUGGGUGGCGAAAGACAGGGUGCAGUUAAUCCUCACAUUCCUGGGAUCUGCUCCCUCAUACAUCUUCGGGGCCGGCCGCAGCGCAGUAGCAAGUACGCUCGCAAGUUAUUCGGCUGGGCGUUCACGCAAAUUCAAAUUCAAGCGAUAGCCAGCAACCAGUUCCUGUAUGCCUCCUUGCCAGCUUCCAUCAAGAUGGCAUACAGUCCAGACUACGUGCUACGUUCGGGAAUCAUAACUAGUAUGAUCUCCGAGUUCUGUCAGUCAGUCAACGAAUUUCGAAUAUCCGGACAGGAUCAAAUGCCCAGUAUUCGGGCCAGGAUGCUCCAUUCCCUCCUGGCGCGGGCAUAUUUCAUCCUGGAGCAAAUCAACAUCUGGGACGAAGCCGUUCCUCAACAUUGGAAGCGCCAGUUCUCCGUCCCAACCACGGACAGAGCGAAUCAGGCGGAGCAGGCUGCCUCGCGAGACCCAUGGACCCCCUGCUUCCUGGCCGUUGUGCAGGCUGCCCAGAUAUUCUUUUUCCUCCACGUCCUGGAGUGUUCGGAAGAGUUUCUUUGCGUGGACUUCGCGCUAGACGAUGAGCAUAUUGAGAAUCUCCCUGCAGAAACCCUCAACGGGUUAGACGAUCGGAUCAAAGGCUUGAUCGAAGUAAUAUGCAACACUGUAACUUACACUCUCGGCCAUGUCACCCCCGAUGGUGAGUUCCAGCUGCACCCCAGCAGCAAGCUGGCGAAUGGAUACACGCUCCUGUGGCCCAUGUGGGUGGUGGUCAACUGUCGGCUUGCGACAGCAGAACAACUGACUCUUUGUCGGCGCGCUCUGGGGUGUGUCGGUACGACCAUGGGCUACCGGCUGGCUUCCACCUUGUGCAUGGAAGACCGGUCAGACGAUUCCAGUGUAGGCUUUCUUGACAGAGCGCCUAUGGGAAGUCUGGCAGCUGUACGAUGAAGAACGCGGAUGAAGCCUCUGAUGCCACGUUACGUGACUCGAUGAUCGUUAUACCCCUGAUGGCCAGGUCUGCAUGCUUCAGCGUGUUGUCUGCUUGCCUUUUUUUUUUAAUUCUCCUUCUCACCUUAUAAUUACCUUUGUUCAAUAUGUUGAUCAGCAUGCACAUUCUCACCUGUACAUAUCUGUUUUUCCUUUUCAAGAACACUGUCACCUGCAAAAGGGUAAUCGCCGCUGGGAAGG